Messenger RNA from Cryptomeria japonica (Japanese cedar), 853 nucleotides. RefSeq lists its product as uncharacterized. The record is from RefSeq and is a predicted model, not a curated record. Gene Ontology annotation, cellular component: mitochondrion. NCBI's taxonomy places the organism in Eukaryota, Viridiplantae, Streptophyta, Pinopsida, Cupressales, Cupressaceae. The transcript has 3 exons. Bases 95 to 412 code for a protein of 105 amino acids.
GAAAAGUUGUAAAAAUAUGCGCUAGAGUUAAGUUUUGGACCGUUCCAAAUAAAUUCUUGAACGAUCAGAGGGAGAAACCUCGGAAAAGGAUCAAAUGGGUUUGCUCAAAGAAGCAAAGGAGAAUCAGCUUAAGAAGAAAGUCGAAGAAGGUUUAUGGUCAGGUUCAGAGUCUAACUCGGGAAGCUUGCCAGCUCUUCGCAGCAAAAUGAAGGACAGAGCUCUCAAAGAGUGUGAUCACUAUGCUGCAAUAUUUGCUGAAUGUGCUCGAGGAAGAACACUCUCUGUAGCUUGGAGAUGUCGAGAACAAGCAAAGAAGUUGAAUACCUGCCUUCACCAAUACACAAAUGAUGAGGUAUUGGAGGAGUACAAGAAAAAUUACAUCUUGGAACAAGAACGCAAAGCAAAGUUGUAAACUGUGAAGUUUCUUGACACUUUAUUUUUUGAAGGAAGAGUUACAUUCUAAUUUGUUAUUCAAGAUGUAUAUGUCAUCUAUAGACUGCAAGUGUAGCCUAUAUGAUCAGGCAUUGGUCAGAUAUCUGGGUAACGAGUCUAAAAGUGCCAAUUUGUAUUAAGAUCUGCACAUAUUUUCUUUUCAUUACUGAGUAGAGGAUUCCACCUUGGUAAAAGAAAGAAUUUUAAAAGAUAAAAAACAAAAAAAAUCAUCAUUGUAUCUAAACCUAGAAGGUUUGAUGGAGUACAAGAUCAUAUCUUAAUAUGACAAGGCAUUUGGAAAAUACUAUGUAGCAUUAAUACCAAUAUUUCUAUCAAACUCAGUGAUUCAUGAUUGGGAGGAAACAGAUAUUUUAAGAACAAUAUUUUUUUCAUUUUAGAGAUCUUUAUUAUUUGCAUCGUC